GGCGAGUGUGUUCCUCUCGCCCUGUCAAUAAUCUCCGCUCCCAGACUACUCCGUUCCUCCGGAUUUCGAUCCCCCUUUUUCUAUCUGUCAAUCAGCGCCGCCUUUGAACUGAAAAGCUCUCAGUCUAACUUCAACUCUCUCAAAUCCGAGCGGCACGAGCUCCUCCUGCAUCUUCGGCUUCCCCCCCCCUUGCUCUUUAUAUCUGACUUCUUGUUGUUGUUGGUGUGUUUUUUUUUUACCCCCCUUUUUUAUUUAUUAUUUUUUUGCACAUUGAUCGGAUCCUUGGGAACGAGAGAAAAAAGAGACCCAAACUCACGCGUGCAGAAGAUCUCCCCCCCCUUCCCCUCCCCUCCUCCCUCUUUUCCCCUCCCCAGGAGAAAAAGACCCCAAAGCAGGAAAGAAAAAAAAAAAGUUCACCUUGGACUCGUCUUUUUCUUGCAAUAUUUUUUUUGGGGGGGAAGCGAAAACUUUUUUUGGGGUGGUUUUUUUUUUUUUUGGCUUUUCUUCCUCGUUUCGUUUUUCUUCCAAAAUUGCUGCUGGUGGGUGAAAAAAAUGCCGCAGCUGAACGGCGGUGGAGGAGAUGACCUAGGCGCCAACGACGAACUGAUUUCCUUCAAAGACGAGGGCGAGCAGGAGGAGAAGAGCUCCGAGAACUCGGCGGCGGAGAGGGAUUUAGCGGAUGUCAAGUCGUCUCUAGUCAAUGAAUCAGAAACGAAUCAGAACAGCUCCUCCGACUCCGAGGCGGAAAGACGGCCUCCGCCUCGCUCCGAAAGUUUCCGAGAUAAAUCCCGGGAAAGUUUGGAAGAAGCGGCCAAGAGGCAAGAUGGAGGGCUCUUUAAGGGGCCACCGUAUCCCGGCUACCCCUUCAUCAUGAUCCCCGACCUGACGAGCCCCUACCUCCCCAACGGAUCGCUCUCGCCCACCGCCCGAACCCUCCAUUUUCAGUCCGGCAGCACACAUUACUCUGCGUACAAAACGAUUGAACACCAGAUUGCAAUUCAGUACCUGCAGAUGAAAUGGCCCUUGCUGGAUGUCCAGGCAGGGGGCCUGCAGAGUAGACAGGCUCUCAAGGACGCCCGCUCGCCGUCGCCAGCUCACAUUGUUCAGAGCCCCCUCCCCUGCUGCACUCAGGGACAUGACUGUCAGCACUUCUGCCCCCCCUCAGACUUCACUGUCAGCACGCCAGUCUUCAGGGACACGAAAAGGAGCCACUCCUUACACAAGGUUGGGGAGCCCUGGUGUUUGGAGUCGAACAAAGUGCCGGUGGUGCAGCACCCUCACCAUGUCCACCCCCUCACACCUCUUAUCACCUACAGCAAUGAACACUUCACGCCCGGAAACCCACCUCCACACUUACCAGCCGACGUAGACCCCAAAACAGGAAUCCCCCGGCCUCCGCACCCUCCAGAUAUAUCUCCGUACUACCCGCUAUCGCCCGGCACCGUAGGACAGAUCCCCCAUCCGCUCGGAUGGUUAGUACCACAGCAAGGUCAACCAGUGUACCCAAUCACGACAGGAGGGUUCAGACACCCCUACCCCACAGCUCUGACCGUCAAUGCUUCCAUGUCCAGCUUCCUGUCUUCCAGGUUCCCUCCCCACAUGGUUCCACCACAUCACACUCUGCACACGACCGGCAUCCCCCACCCGGCCAUAGUCACACCCACAGUGAAGCAGGAAUCCUCCCAGAGUGACGUCGGCUCACUCCACAGCUCAAAGCAUCAGGACUCCAAGAAGGAAGAGGAGAAGAAGAAGCCCCACAUAAAGAAACCUCUUAACGCGUUCAUGUUGUAUAUGAAGGAGAUGAGAGCCAAGGUCGUCGCCGAGUGCACACUGAAAGAGAGUGCGGCCAUCAACCAGAUCCUGGGGCGGAGGUGGCAUGCGCUGUCCAGAGAGGAGCAAGCAAAAUAUUACGAGCUGGCCCGGAAGGAGCGACAGCUUCACAUGCAGCUCUACCCUGGCUGGUCCGCGCGGGAUAACUACGGGAAGAAGAAGAAGAGGAAAAGGGACAAGCAACCGGGAGAGACCAAUGAACACAGCGAAUGUUUCCUAAAUCCUUGCCUUUCACUUCCUCCGAUUACAGACCUGAGCGCUCCUAAGAAAUGCCGAGCGCGCUUUGGCCUUGAUCAACAGAAUAACUGGUGCGGCCCUUGCAGGAGAAAAAAAAAGUGCGUUCGCUACAUACAAGGUGAAGGCAGCUGCCUCAGCCCCCCCUCUUCAGAUGGAAGCCUACUAGACUCGCCUCCCCCCUCCCCGCACCUGCUAGGCUCCCCUCCCCCAGACGCCAAGUCACAGACUGAGCAGACACAGCCGCUCUCGCUGUCCCUGAAGCCCGACCCCCUGGCCCACCUGGCCAUGAUGCCUCCGCCGCCCGCGCUCCUGCUGGCCGAGGCCGCCCACGGCAAGGCCUCCGCCCUCUGUCCCAACGGGGCUCUGGACCUGCCACCUGCCGCCUUGCAGCCGCCCAUUGUCGCCUCGUCCUCGCUCGCACAGCCGUCAACAUCUUCCUUACAUUCCCACAGCUCGUUGGCCGGGACCCAGCCCCAGCCUCUCUCCCUCGUCACCAAGUCUUUAGAGUAACUUUCAGCCUCGUUAGCCCCGGGUGCUUUGUCGCGUGUUUCCUCUGGCUUUUCUUUCCUCCCUCCGCCUCGAAAGGUUUUGUUUUGUACUCUCUUAAUUUUGUGCCACGUGGCUACAUGAGUUGAUGUUUAUCGAGUUCAUUGGUCAAUAUUUGACCCAUUCUUAUUUCAAUUUCUCCUUUUAAAUAUGUAGAUGAGAGAAGAACCUCAUAAUUCUACCAAAAUUUUUAUCAACAGCUGUUGAAAGUCUUUGUAGCGUUUAAAAUAUAUAUAUAUAUACAUAACUGUUAUGUAGUUCGGAUAGCUUAGUUUUAAAAAGACUGAUGAAAAAAGCAAAAAGAAAAAAAAAACGAUUUUGAAGCACCCCUCCAGAAGGAGUUGGUUCUGUAUUAUUUGUAUUAAAUAUGAGCUUGCGAACCAAUCAUUUUACAUCUGGUUUUUCAACCACAAGCGCACGACGAAUGCAGUGCCGUUACCUUAUUUUUUUUCCCAGUGUGAAACAACUUUUAUUGUGAUGUUACUUGUUAUUGUUUAAAUGUACAGAAACAAAGGGUUAAAAUGUGUUAAUGUACCUUGCUCCAUGGUGUUGUUCUUUUUUGGGGGGGAGGGAUGCCACUCAACAAUGAAUGAAUCACAACGCUGUCGGACCAGUAGUAUUUAUUGCUUUAGAGAUUGCUUGUACCUGUACGUCGUCCCUUUUUAAAUAUGUUUUCCCUUUUCUUGAAACUGUAUAAAGUUUUCCCCCCUUAGCAUAAGCAUCUUAUAUAUAACAAUUCAUUUGUACAAGGUUUUUAAGUUUAUAUAUAAAAAUGUGUAUAUAUAUUUUUUGUUUCCCUUUUGGACCUUUUGUUCUCUUGUUUUUGGGUAUGUUUGUGGUUUUUUGUUGUUUGGGUUUUGUUUUUUUGUUUUGUUUUGUUUUUUGGUUUUCUGUCUUGCUGUAUGACACCCAGAUGCCGCCAGAUGGACAUUAACAGUUGCAUUAAAGGAUCAGUAGCAUUAACAAGAGUUGCUUUAAAAAAGCCAUUAUGUAAAACAAGACUUGAAAGUUAGCAGAGGGGAUCUUAGCGACGCUGUAUGAGCAGCAGUGGGAACUGCCCGGGUUUCCCCCUUUGAACUGCCAGUAAAUGCCCUGGCCCUUAGGACAUGGACUGACUGUGUGCAAAACUUUAUGUGCCAAAAUUCUCAGUGACUUUAGCUUUCUCCCUCUUUUUGAUGCUGUAAUUUUUGUUCAUCAUGUUUUUGCUGUGAUGUUACAUAGGUAGAUUUGUAUGUAGUUUUAAUGUCACCUAUAACAAAAUGUGUUUGGUAGCAGAUUGUCCAGAAAGCAUUUUAAAUGAAGAGGUGUAAACCCUUAAGGGCCAAAAUUCUGUAUAUUAGAUUACUCUUAAAGGAAAACCCAGCUGCCGCUUCUAUGUACACAUAUUACAUACAAGUAGGUAGCGAACUUUAAAAAUAAAAAAAACCUAGGCAUGUUGAUGUUGCAAAAUGCUGUAUAAAGCUGAAACCUGUUCAUUCAGUGCCAUUGUAGUUGACAUGAAGCGAUUGUAAAACUGUCUCCGAUUUUCUCUGGUUUAUUAAAAUGCUAACUAUAACAUUUUUUGUGAAUACUUUGAAUGUUUCCUAACAGUUGUGAUGUUACUGUUCCGUUUUAUGCUCUUAUUCCAAGUUCAUUUUUAAUGGUUUGGAAGCCAUUUUUGUAAUGAAUAAAUGUUCAUGCUGUACAGUAUCUGUAGCAUGCCGUUCUGGAUUAAUAAAAGCAACUUAGUAUGUGCAGAUAAA
Messenger RNA from Oryctolagus cuniculus (rabbit), 4355 nucleotides. Lineage: Eukaryota; Metazoa; Chordata; Mammalia; Lagomorpha; Leporidae. The record is from RefSeq and is a predicted model, not a curated record.